ACCGAAUGCAGGCCAAUUAAGCAGGCUGUAAGUGCAAGAUGCAUGCCAUUGGCAAACCAAAUUGUCUUGCUUUCUAACUGGAGGUAACUGAAAGUUGAAGCUUUGAUGGCGAUGUGUAAUGAAGAAGCUAAACCAGAAUUUAGCCAUAAAUUUGUUGACCUGCUGAUAAAUAUUUGAAUGAGAAAUUCAGAUGCAAUCAUGUAUAUGUCACUACAGCAUAUCAGUUGCAGGAUCGCAGUAAAAAAAAAAAAUUAUGUUCUAAGGAUGGCGGUGCUGCUGUAAACAAGACUACUGAACCUUGGUUGACAAGAACCAAAAUUAAUAGGCUGUUUGGUUUGUGAGAUAAACCCAUCCUAGAUGGGAUUGGUCCAUCAUGGGAUGAACCCAUAAAUUUUGGUGGCGUGAUAACAUUCCUCAUAUUUACACUACCUAUGUACUUGUGAGGAAUGAGGUGGCGAUGGAUCAACCCAUUCCAUUCCUCAAACCAAACAUGUGGAUUAGGAAUGAGGUGGUGAUAGAUCACAUUGUUCCUCAAACUAAACAUCCUAUAAACUGAGAUAUCAUAGUCUGGAUGCAAUUCCGCAGCAGGCGCACUUACAUAGACCGUGGGGCGAGGAGUAAUCAACCGGAAGCGUGCAAUCGCAUCGUCAAGACCGAAUGGCCUUGGCUGAUAACCAUCGAAGAGGCCAAGAACAAGACUGAAAAUGGGAAACGAUUGGCCUGGUGUUGGAAUCCAUGUUCUGCCCGUGGGCGCUCCUGAGAAUUCACUUGCUACACCGUUUGAUGUCACGUGAAGCAUCAAGGAUUGGACGGUUCCACCGAGACGAGAUUGCCACUGGAUCGAGGAAUCCUCCGCGCCAGCCACCGUCUCCUCCCCUCGUCUAUUCUCUUCAUCAUUCCCAACGACGGAAUGGCGGCGAUCGUUGCCUCGUUGCGAACAGACUGGUAGAGGAAACAGACAAACACAUGCAAAUCUUGGGGAUGCCCGCCCCUCCGUCCUAGCUAAGCUAUAGGGACAUUCUUCGCCUUUCCUUCUCCUCUCCGCCGCCCAAUCUGUUGUAUAUAUACGCUGCUGGUGCUGGUUGUGGGGCUCUAGGUCUUUCCUUGUUCUUCUUCUUGUCCUCGUUCUUGGUUUGCUCGAUUACUUGGCCGGCCGGUGGAUUGGUCAGUUUCUUGAUCUGCAUUUCGGCCGUCGUGAGCUGCACCCCGCUGGAGAUGGAGAACGGGCACGCCAAGUACCGGGUGGCGGUCAUUGGAAGCGGCAACUGGGGCAGCGUCGCCUCCCGCAUCAUCGCCUCCAACACCGCCAAGCUGCCGUCCUUCUAUGAUGAAGUAAGGAUGUGGGUAUUUGAAGAAUUACUGCCAACAGGCAAGAAACUAUCCGAGUCCAUUAACAAAGCAAAUGAGAACUGCAAAUACUUACCGGGUAUAAAACUUGGAGCUAAUGUUAUUGCUGAUCCUGACUUGGAGAGUGCAGUCAAAGACGCGAAUAUGCUGGUUUUUGUGACUCCCCAUCAAUUUGUGGAGGGUAUAUGUAAGAAGCUCGUAGGCAAGCUAAGACCAGGAGCCGAGGCUAUCUCCCUCAUCAAGGGCAUGGAGGUCAAGAUGGAAGGACCGUGCAUGAUAUCUAAAUUAAUUGCGGAUACACUUGGAAUCAAUUGUUGUGUCCUCAUGGGUGCUAACAUUGCAAAUGAGGCAAGCAUCUGUUGUGUUGUGCAAAUUUUUUUGCAGUCUUCAGAAGCAAAAAAAAUAAGUUGUUGUACAUUUCCAAUGCAGAUAGCUGUUGAGAAGUUCAGUGAAGCAACAAUUGGAUAUAGGAAAGAUAAGGAAGUGGCGACCCGAUGGGCUAAACUUUUUACCACGCCUUACUUCCUAGUUUCUAUUGCAGAAGAUAUUGAAGGAGUAGAGCUAUGUGGAACGCUGAAAAAUAUCGUGGCUAUUGCAGCAGGCCUUGUUGAUGGCUUGGAUAUGGGAAACAAUACAAAGGCUGCAAUAAUGAGGAUUGGUUUGCGGGAAAUGCGUGCUUUCUCUAAGCUUCUGUUUCCUUCAGUCAGAGAUAACACAUUCUUUGAGAGCUGUGGUGUGGCUGACCUAAUAACUACAUGCCUUGGCGGGAGGAACAGAAGAGUGGCUGAGGCUUUUGCAAGAAACGGUGGCAAAAGGUCUUUUGAUGACCUGGAGGCAGAUAUGUUACAAGGUCAAAAACUACAGGGAGUGUCUACAGCAAGAGAAGUUUAUGAAGUCUUGACUUAUCGAGGGUGGCAGGAGCUGUUUCCUAUGUUAUCAACAGUACAUGAGAUUUGUAUUGGACAAUUGCCUCCUACAUCAAUAGUUGAAUACAGGCGCAACUGAAAGUUAUUCUUUGAAGGUGCCAUAAAGAACAGUUUUGGUUUGUUGAAGGUCUUUCAGUCUGAACAUAAAUCUGUUGCUUGGUAGUGGCGGCACAUCAAGGCUCAGGGAACUUUGUCACAGCACAUGCAGGAAGUCAUUAGAUGUGCCUGAUAGCUGUUUGUAAUAGAUACUAAUGAUACUCAUAUGUAUACUUUUUUUUUUUCGGAUUCAGCAAUAGGAUCAUGCUAAAUACCACUAUUCAGAUAGUAGCAGGGAAGGCUUAUUUUGGUGUCAUCUUACAGUAGCUUGUUAUCUCGGCUGAGGUGAAGAUUCUCAAGUGCCGAGGCCUAAGGCAGGCUCCACCGCUCAAUGGCACCCGGUCACAGUCAGCGAACAGAUCUUUCGGACCGCAUCUUGUUCGUAAUUUUUAUUCAGUUAAAGGUCCUUUCUGUAAAUGAGAGUUGGACCAACAUAAAAUCAUCUACAAUCAUACUCCU
Molecule: messenger RNA, 2828 nt
Organism: Phragmites australis (common reed)
Lineage: Eukaryota; Viridiplantae; Streptophyta; Magnoliopsida; Poales; Poaceae
Product: glycerol-3-phosphate dehydrogenase [NAD(+)]-like
Exons: 13
Coding region: 1216-2352 (378 amino acids)
Biological process (GO): carbohydrate metabolic process; glycerol-3-phosphate catabolic process
Cellular component (GO): glycerol-3-phosphate dehydrogenase (FAD) complex; cytosol
Molecular function (GO): glycerol-3-phosphate dehydrogenase [NAD(P)+] activity; protein homodimerization activity; NAD binding
Source: RefSeq, a predicted model, not a curated record